AUGCUUCGAGUGUUUCUAGAAUUCAUACUACGAACCUAUCGGAAUGCUAAAAUCAAGAAAUUGGUGGAAGAUUUGGAGAGUUUGGAAAGCUCUGCAAGCGAAUAUAGGAAAGGAGAUUUGAUGACAAUUCGGAAAACAUUUGACAAGGCGGUCGGAGUUGAUGGACUUCCAGAUGUUUAUCCGUAUAUUUAUGAUAUUCUGUUAAAGAAAAAAACACAGAAUACGACGACGUUCUGGAGAAUUCAAAGAAACUCAUGGAUCUGGAUCUGGAUUUUUCAAAUCAUAAGGGAGAAUUGA
Caenorhabditis remanei is the source of this 297-nucleotide messenger RNA. RefSeq lists its product as uncharacterized. The transcript has a single exon. Bases 1 to 297 code for a protein of 98 amino acids. The record is from RefSeq and is a predicted model, not a curated record. Lineage: Eukaryota; Metazoa; Nematoda; Chromadorea; Rhabditida; Rhabditidae.